AUGCUAGCAUCUCUCCCACCAGAAAUCCUCGAAAAUAUUUGCGACAAGCUAAAUGGUAUCGACCUCCAACAGCUCUCGCUUACGGCAAAAUGGCUACACAAAAUAACAUUUCGCCACCUCUGGCGCUCCAUCACCAUUCGACCAUACCCCGAAAGCGAGCGACAUUGUAUUAACCCGUCUGGUCCGCCGCAGCAUUGUCUUCAGUAUACGAAAGAACUUCGCUUUGAUCCUGGUGUCGACGUUGACCCGAAGCGAUGUAUCCAUGCGAGCGACUGGCUUGGCUACAUGGCAAACUGGACUGAUAAAGUCCCUCUUCAUCAGUAUACUUGGGAGGCUCGGGGCGAUAGUUUUGGGUUAGAAGGUGGAAAGCUUGUGAGGGUCAAGUUUGAGUGUCUUGCUCAGAGGGCUGUGCUAUUGCUUAAUCGUUUCAAUGAUGGGCAACUCGAAUCAUUCAGCUGGAACUAUACUUCUUGCAUACCCUCUGAGAUUCUCGAGGUUCUGAGUCUCAAGCAUCCCUCCAUCCAGAGCCUCAGACUCGUCACAGAUCCUUUCUGUAGCAGAUUCAAUCGCUGGAGUCGAACAUCUGACAUAGACCUCUCGGCGUUUAAUAACCUUCGGCGACUUAGCUGGAAAGCACCUAUGGGCUGCCACUUCGACACCAUUGCUAGCCUUGCUAAGGCCAAUGUGACGCAUCUUGAAGAACUGGAAUUGGAGCUGCAGGGCUGGUCCUCGGAUCGAGAGAGUCGCGAGUCCACGGUUAUUCACCAUGAAGAUAACCCGGAGGUGUGGGAUAAGAUACCUGCGAGUACUAUGCUUGCUAGGCAGAUGUUUGGCCUCGAAGCGGGUACCCCAGAAGCAGCUGAGCGAACACAGUUCCCGAAGUUACGAAGCUUAAAACUCACCAGGGUUCCUUUGAGAGAUGAAAACACUGGGAUGCAAGUCGCAGCUUCUUCAAUUAACUUCAGUGCUCUUAGGUAUCUGUCGUUGAGGAUGUGCGCGUAUUGGAUGCCGUUCCUAACAGACAUCAUGGAAUCGCAAACACCACUUCAACUCAAGACUCUCGAGAUAUCAGACUUCGACUUGAACAUGCCCCACGAAACUGUAACGAGCAAAGCAGCUGCCAUCACUAGAUUCAUUGGUUCCUUCAAAGGACUCGAAGAGCUGUUCAUUAGAAUUUGCGGUCCGACGCCAUCUCUUCAGUUCUGGGAGCAUGUUGCGAGUCAUGGAACAACUCUGAAGAGAUUUGUGUAUCAUCACAGACUCACAGACCAAGAUGAAGAGCUGUUAAACUCGCGCUUACGUAGAGACUCAUCAGACUUGGGGCUAUCAUCUGAGGACCGGAACCGCAUUCAGCAUGAUCCUUCUCAGAACCCACUUUCGAGACUCAACCUCGACUUCAUUGGGUUGACAUGUGCACCAAAGUACCUUAAAGAUAUUCUGCUACCCUUUGUAGCCAAGUCAUCACUAAAAGUGCUUCACAUUCGACACACAGGAAUGAACUCCGGUCCCAGUGCAUCAUGGGUCUUCAAUCACGCAUUAGAACUCAAGAUCACAGAAGGAGAAAACGAAGGCGUACCCAUCGACGACACAACAAAGGCCGGCAACUCAUUCAACGCCGAUGCUGAAGAGAAUGUUCGUCUUAGUCUUGAAGAGCUCGCUACUGCUGUGAGGGAGAGAAGAGAGUGGGGAACACCACCUCUGCAACAAAACUUCCGAGAUUUUGCAAACUGGGUCUUUGGUCCAGAUGGGAUUAAGUCGCUGGAAUAUAUUGUGGCUGGUGACCUGUCUCAUGGGAAUAGUCUUCAGUACAUCCCACGGACAUCUUCCGAGAUAAGUCUCAGUUCCGCAGAGCUGGAUUCUGCGCUUGCUGUCAAGAUUCUUAGCUUCAAAGAGGCUAAACGAUAA
Messenger RNA from Fusarium tjaetaba, 1905 nucleotides. RefSeq lists its product as uncharacterized. Gene Ontology annotation, molecular function: protein binding. Lineage: Eukaryota; Fungi; Ascomycota; Sordariomycetes; Hypocreales; Nectriaceae. Bases 1 to 1905 code for a protein of 634 amino acids. The record is from RefSeq and is a predicted model, not a curated record. The transcript is spliced from 5 exons.